Amphibalanus amphitrite is the source of this 3297-nucleotide messenger RNA. RefSeq lists its product as uncharacterized. The transcript is spliced from 2 exons. The record is from RefSeq and is a predicted model, not a curated record. Gene Ontology annotation, molecular function: nucleic acid binding. Gene Ontology annotation, biological process: DNA integration. The coding region runs from base 306 to 1940 and encodes 544 amino acids. NCBI's taxonomy places the organism in Eukaryota, Metazoa, Arthropoda, Thecostraca, Balanomorpha, Balanidae.
UUAAGCCUCUCAGUAUCCCAAGGCUGGAGCUUUCUGCUGCAACACUAGCUGUCAAAGUCAAUUUAGAAAUACAAAGAGCGUUUCCAUUCGAUUUUAAGCCAGACAUCUUCUUCUGGACUGAUAGCACUACAGUGUUGAAAUAUAUACAGAAUGAGGCAGCGCGAUUUCAUGUGUUCGUGGCAAAUCGUUUGGCAGUUAUACGAGACGGCUCUUCAAUAGACCAAUGGCGAUGGGUUCCUUCGGAGUUAAACCCAGCCGACAUUUUGUCACGCGGGUGCGAUGGAACUACCCUUCUCAAAGAGUGUAUGUGGCGUCAAGGUCCAUCGUUUCUACUUGAAUCACGGGAGAAAUGGCCCCGAUUCCCUGUCUUAGAAGAUAAUGCAGAGGACCCUGAACUAAGAGUGACCACUGUUGCAUUAAACAGCCGAACAGAAAAUGAAACAAAGAUUCAAAAGAAUUCGAGCAUUCAAAAAUUGAUUGAUCAUUAUUCCUCGUGGCAGCGUUUGAAGAGAGCAGUUGCGUGGGUACGACGCGUUAUAGACACAUUGGCUGGUAAACAGAAAUCAGCACGAGCAUCAGAGCUGACUGUAACAGAGCUAAAGUCAGCCGAGAAUAUUAUCAUCAGGGAACUUCAGGGUCAGUACUAUGCGGAGGAGGUAGAGAAUCUGAAAGCAGGACGGGAAGUGCGGCGGUCCAGCAGCCUUGUGUCUUUGGACCCCACGUUGGAGGAUGGUCUUCUGCGAGUAGGAGGUCGUUUAGGGCACGCGAUGGGCGUGGCCUAUGAAAGUAAACAUCCUUUGAUCAUUCCAAAUAAAGGGCGAAUUCCGGAAUUAAUCAUACGGGAUAUUCACGAGAGGAUUGGCCAUGCAGGUCGUCAAUGUGUCCUGGCGGAAUUGCGUAAGAGCUUUUGGCUAAUCAAAGCCAAUACGGCGGUUAGGAGAUGUCUCCACCAAUGCCUCCGCUGCCGCAGGCUUUUUCGUACUACGGAGACGCAAAAAAUGGCUGAUUUGCCUGCAGAUCGAAUACAGCAAAGUGAGCAGCCAUGGGUGAGUACCGGGGUAGAUUAUUUUGGACCAUUCUAUACCAAGAGAGGGCGUGGACAGGUCAAACGUUACGGUGUCAUUUUUACAUGCUUGGCCAUUCGCGCCGUCCACCUGGAAGUAGUCGAAAGUUUGUCGUCUGACUCUUUUAUAUGCGCCCUCAAGCGCUUCGCGGCCAGGCGGGGCUCACAAAUAAGAAUCAUGCGUUCUGACAACGGGACAAAUUUUGUGGGAGCGGAUCGUGAGCUGAAAAAAGAGCUCGAGUUUCUUGUUCAGCAUGAGGCCCAAAUUCGGAGAGACUUGAUAAAUCGAGGUAUUGAAUGGCGUUGGAACCCCCCUGGUGCCUCUCACUUCGGAGGCGCAUGGGAGCGAUUGAUUAGGAGUGUUCGUAAGAUACUGAGCGGUUUACUCAGGGAGCAAACAUUUACUGACGAAACACUAACCACAUUCCUUUGUGAAGUGGAAAGCAUUAUGAAUAAUCGACCCUUGGUACCAGUGACAAGUGACCCUCGAGACGACCUGCCGCUAACGCCCAAUCACUUGCUGCAUUUACGUUCUGUUUUGCUACCAGCCUCAAUGGUGACAGAUAUAGAUGCGUUUAGCAAAAAGAACUGGAAACGAGCAUCGUUCCUUGCAGAGCAGUUUUGGCGACGUUGGCGUGCGGAAUAUCUCCCAUUACUUCAGCCAAGGGCCAAGUGGUCAAGGCUCCAGACAAAUUUGCAGGUAGGCGAUGUGGUGCUUAUUGUUGACAGUUCAGUUCCGCGGGGUGUGUGGCCUCUUGGCUUGAUAGAAGAGGUCAGAACAAGCACUGACUCGAGGGUACGAUCCGUCAAAAUCCGGUGUAAAGGUACCACGAUUUGGCGGCCUGUUCAAAAGCUAGUUAAAAUCACGGAAAGUUAAAAAUAUCUCAAUCUGAAUAAAUUUGAUCCCAUAGUAUCAAAUGGGCCGGGUGUUAAAGCCGAGUAUCUUUUUAUGUUGGCUGCAAAAUGGAUCUUAAUCUGUCGAGUUUUUCUUCUGUUGGCAGGUAUCUUAUGUUAACGGCACAUGUCUUAUAUAUAUAUUUUUAGCGUUUGUCUCGUGAGGUCAGAUUUAAUUUGCUGAUUCAAUUGUUGUUUCGUUGGCCAGAGAUUAUGUUAUUUUUCUAGGUUUUGGUAUCGCUUUUUUGUCAUUUUUAUGUUUUAUGCUUUUGCGUCCGUUUACAAAAUCACCAAAGGACAGUGAGCGGGUGAGCGGCGCGAAGCGGAACGAACGAACCUGUACGAACGAACGAACUUAUACGAACGAACGAACCUGUACGAACGAACGAACUUAUACGAACGAACGAACUUAUACGAACGCCAACGAACGAACGUUAAAUCGGCGGUGUCAAGUUCAUGCCGGUGGCUGCAGACCUGAAACAAUCCAAAACCGUUUUUAAAUACAAUGAGUAUUGGAUCCUGAGGCUCCACCGGUAAAAGUAUAUUUAUCAGACACACCAGAGUUGUUGAAAUACAUCGAUAGAACCAGAGGCGAAAACCAACGACCAAACGAAAAACAGAAGAGAUAAAACAACGAAUUAGUUAUUCAAGUCACCAAAACAGACCACAGCUUCAGCAGAAAGCAACAGCCGCGUCUGGAAGCGAUUGGAAGCGAGCGGAACCGACAACAAAGCCCUCUAUCGUUAGUGGCAGUGGAUCCUGACCAAGGCUCUAUACGAGUAUGCCUGACAUCCUGACGACCACGGUAGCCCCGAUCACCCAGUCUGCACUCUGCAGGGCAUCCUUGGCGAUUUUUUCAGCCGUCUGGUGGUGAUUCGGCCGUAACCCGACCGACAAAAUCCCUAUCGGCGGCGAUCUGGGGAAAAAUUCUCUCGGCGGCGGCUGGUCGGGUGCGGGCGCCCACCAGCAGCAGUGCGGCGAGUGGAGGUGGCUCGUGGGACCGAUGGUUAUCUCGGCGGCUCGUGACGGUGACGGGCGGAGGGGCAGGCCGCGGCGUCACGCCGUCACGAACGGACACUGGAGUGCCGCCGCAGAGGAGCGGGCCGCGGGAUUCACCUCACGACGCCCGGAGUCUGCGCCACCACCUGACUGCUGCUGCAGCGUGAACGAGGUGUCAGAGAUGGGAGAUGAACGGGCUGGGAGCAGGAGAGGGACCGCUAGGUUUUGUCAUCUUCUCAGAAAUGGCUUAGCUGCAAACGGUGAAUGACAGAGGUGCGGCAAAGCAUCGUGAUAUCACAUGGAUGCGUAUUAUGACAAUAAUUACGGAGCGAGCGAAGCGA